This is a messenger RNA of Trichosurus vulpecula (common brushtail), 730 nucleotides long. It is a transcript of the gene MRPL22, whose product is annotated as mitochondrial ribosomal protein L22. Lineage: Eukaryota; Metazoa; Chordata; Mammalia; Diprotodontia; Phalangeridae. Gene Ontology annotation, molecular function: structural constituent of ribosome. Bases 18 to 656 code for a protein of 212 amino acids. Gene Ontology annotation, cellular component: ribosome; mitochondrial large ribosomal subunit. The transcript is spliced from 7 exons. Gene Ontology annotation, biological process: translation; ribosome assembly. The record is from RefSeq and is a predicted model, not a curated record.
UAGAGCGAAGGGGGAAGAUGGCGGCUGUCAUGCUGAGAGAUUUAGGUUCGUCUUGGCUGAGGAGUCUGAGCAGCCGCGGGGCGUGUUGUUCGGGGUUGCUCUCAUCGCAAAAUGUUUUGCCCUUGUCAUCUCUCCACACAAGUGCUUCCCUUGACAUCUCAAGGAAGUGGGAGAAGAAGAAUAAAAUAGUUUAUCCUCCUCAGCUGCCAGGAGAACCUCGGAGACCUGCAGAAAUAUACCAUUGUCGAAGACAAAUCAAAUACAGCAAAGACAAGAUGUGGUACUUAGCAAAAUUGAUAAGAGGAAUGUCCAUUGACCAGGCCCUGGCGCAAAUGGAAUUCAGUGACAAGAAGGGGGCAAAAAUAAUCAAAGAGGUUCUCUUAGAAGCACAAGACAUGGCAGUGAGAGACCACAAUGUAGAGUACAGAUCCAAUUUGUACAUAGCUGAAUCCACCUCUGGACGAGGCCAGUGCUUGAAACGCAUCCGCUACCAUGGCCGAGGUUUCCAUGGCAUUAUGGAGAAGGUUUAUUGUCAUUACUUUGUGAAGCUGGUGGAAGGACCCCCUCCUCCUCCUGAGCAGCCAAAGACGAGCUAUGUCCAUGCCAAGGAAUAUGUUCAGGAGCUUCGGAAUAGGACCAUCAUUCAUUCACUGUGAUGAAUUCAAACCCCACUGUGUAUAUUUUCCUCCUUUUUCUCAAAAACAUAAAUAAAAAAACAGAGACAAAUGUU